This is a messenger RNA of Exophiala viscosa, 1379 nucleotides long. Its product is annotated as 1-aminocyclopropane-1-carboxylate oxidase. The coding region runs from base 320 to 1366 and encodes 348 amino acids. NCBI's taxonomy places the organism in Eukaryota, Fungi, Ascomycota, Eurotiomycetes, Chaetothyriales, Herpotrichiellaceae. The record is from RefSeq and is a predicted model, not a curated record. Gene Ontology annotation, molecular function: 2-oxoglutarate-dependent dioxygenase activity. The transcript has 5 exons.
AAUCCUGCGAAUCAACGUCCAAGGUGCGGCUUGAAGGCGCUCCAAUACCGGUAUGAGUCCUUUCAGUACUAAUCGCCGAGUGCGUGUAUAUUGCGGGUGUACGAUCUUCGACGUCUUCGAAUCCUUACCAUCGUACGAAUGUCCUUUUUGGUUCUAGAUUCAUUCUGGACGACUUUGCCCUUCUUCAACGAGUUGAUACCUCAAAUCAUACAAGACUUUCCUUCCUAGGUCGUGCACAACACUUGUUGCUUCUAGUGACAAAGAUCAUACCGCCAUUGAUCAGCCACAGAUAUCACAUUCGACAGCUGGGCCCUUCAUCAUGGCAUCUGGCGCACCUCCAUUGUUGGACUUCUCGUCUUACUACGGUUCCGACGAAGCGGCCAAGGCAAAACUGGUUGACGAAGUGCGCAAAUGUUGUCUACACAAUGGAUUCUUCCAGAUCAUCGGACAUCGCGUGCCAGCGGAAUUGCAGGAGGCGGUUUUCACGAUGUCCAGGACGUUCUUUUCUCUGCCGCAGGAGUCAAAAGACAAGGCUUCCAUAGAGACCAAUUCCUGGUAUCGUGGAUAUGAGAAGAAAGAGUCUCAGAUUCUUGAAGCCGGCACCGCGCCGGAACUCAAGGAAGGUUACUAUUUAGGUGAAGACCUGCCACGCGAUCAUCCGUAUUUCGUCAACAAAAAGUUGAACAGUGGACCGAACAUGUGGCCUCAAGACUUAUCGGACUCGGACUCGGAGGAAUUCAAGUCGGUCUUGACGAGAUAUUAUCGAAUGAUGCACGAGCUCGCUCGGGAUGUGCUGGCCGUCUUAGCCAAAACUCUGGACUUGGAGUCCUCGUAUUUCGACGCUUUUACCAAAGACGCCGUCGCCACACUCCGGCUUUUGCACUAUCCACCACAGCCAAAGGAUUCGGAUCUAAAGUUGACCCGCGGCAUUGGUGCUCAUACCGACUUUGGGGCUAUCACCUUGCUGAUGCAAAAUGAAGUGGAUGGUCUUCAGGUGUACGAAAAGGCAACCGGCGAUUGGCUCGAUGUCGAACCCAGGAAAGGCGCUUACGUGGUAAAUCUGGGGAACAUGUUUAUGCGUUGGUCCAAUGACAAGUACAUUUCCAACCUACAUCGAGUGAUCAACAAAUCCGGCAGGGAACGCUACUCGGUCCCGUUCUUCUUCAGUGGAAAUCCCGACUACGUUGUUCAAUGUCUACCAAAUUGUCGAAAAGAGGGCGAGCCUGCCAAGUAUCCGUCAAUGACUGUCCAAGAAGCUGUGGGAGGAAGUUACAACAAAAGCUAUGCCGCCGCCAGGGAAUACAAGGUAAAGGCGGCGCCGAAGAAAGAUAAUGUCCUGAUAAGCACGCAGCCUAUCACCGUUUGAAAUAGGAAAUUUC